This is a messenger RNA of Closterium sp. Naga37s-1, 3465 nucleotides long. The record is from the annotation of a GenBank genome assembly. NCBI's taxonomy places the organism in Eukaryota, Viridiplantae, Streptophyta, Zygnematophyceae, Desmidiales, Closteriaceae.
AUGUCCCGGUCCCCGGGAAUGGCGUCACCCGGAGGGUACUCCUCCGGUAAUCCGUCGGGAAUUAAUUCCCCUAGCGUGCAUUCGGGGGUUAAGCGGCUUUCCCCGGAGGAUCGCCAACGGCUAGCUAAUAUGCUGCGCGCGCUGCAGCUGCAGCAGCAAGCGCACGCGGAAGCGCAGCCUCCAGCCUCCGGGGAAGCUAGCGCUGGCGCAAGCAGGCCGGCUGAAGACGGAGCGGAACGGCCCGCGGACGCUGGCGCGGAGAGGGGCGCGGACAUGGCGGUGGAUGCGCCGGCGUGCGCGCAGGGGCGGGAGCGGGAGAGGCAGGGGCGCGAUAUGGCGGGGGCGAAUGGGGAAGCAGCGGGGACGUGGGCCGAAUCGCCGUCGUCUCCCCCUCCUGGGGGCGCCAUGAGUCGCAAGGACAUUCUAGAAAUAGUGCGCAAGCACUCAGGCGCGCUGGUGCGGCCAGCGGCGUCGAGGGACGGGGCGGGAGCGGAGGCGGCGCAGACGGCGCUGAUGAUGGACCGGCAGUACUGGCGCGAGAUGGCGGACCUCUUCUUUGUGCGCGGCGUGCAGCUGCGGGGGGAUGCCACCCAGGACGGGUCGUUCCGGGACGUGGUGUUCUUUGUCAGAGACGAGGUGGUCGAGGUGGGUCUGAUGUACCAUUGUGGCGUGGUGUCGUUGCUUCCAUGGUUUCUCUCCCACUCGCCCAUCCGUCUCAUUCUCACGUGCCAUUUUCUCCCACCCAUCCCUCCCACUCACCCAUCCCUCCCACUCACCCAUCCCUCCCACUCACCCAUCCCUCCCACUCACCCAUCCCUCCCACUCACCCAUUUCACCCACUCAACCUUACCCCCCACUCACCCAUCCCUCUCACUCACCCAUCCCUCCCACGUACCCAUCCUCUCUCCCAUGCAGUCGCCUGCAGCAACACCCCGCCAGGCAGAUGGUGGGGGAAACGACAUGGGGGGCACGGCAGGCAGGGGAGAGGGCAUGGAGGCAGUGGAGAGACGGCGGCCCUACUUCGCCCGGCGCAGGCAGAGCAGCGUGAGUGACAACCUUGCAUGUGAUGGUCGUCAUUGGGGAAUGUCUGUCACCUUGCCUGGUAACUGCGCCAUGCUUGCCGUGUUCCACGCCUGUCUGCCAUGCCUGUGUCUGCCAUGCCUGUGUCUGCCAUGCCUCUCUACCAUGCCUCUGGGGGAGAUUCUGGGCGGCAGUGGGGAGAGCAUAGACUGGCGGCGCACCUUCUAUCUGAACCUCAUCUGCCACACCGACUACUCGCUCACCAUCGCCGUCUGCAGUCGCACGGCCCUGGAGAACCAGAAGCGGUCAGGACGAGCCGUGCCGCCCAUAAUGAAGGUGACGAGGCGAGCAUACGCCUCCCCCAGUAGAGCCCUCAUCGACACCAGCCUCCCUCUGCCCCCGUCAACGUCCCAGGACCCAGAGGUGACAGAGGCGUAUCCCAACAUCUGCUUCGCCAUUGACUCCUCUGACCGCGCCUUUGAGUCCGUGGUGCUGAGGGGCAGCGACCACUGCUUCUGUGUGCUGCUGAGUGCGCACAGAGGGGCGGCCUUCCCUGCCCAGGACACCGUUGAGAAGACCCUCGCGGACGGGCAGCGCCGCGUGCUGCAGCGCGGCACUAGCAGCGAGGCUAAAGUGCUGGGGGAGGCGUCAGGGGACGGGCCUAAGAUCACACUCUUCUCGGGCUUUGUGAGCUACCCCAUGCUCAAGACCUCCUUCCAAGGUCUCUUCUCCAUGUUUGGAUCCGCGUCCCCCUCCCCCAUGAAACCAGCGGGGCUGGUUCUCCCCGGGCUGGUUCUCCGUGGCCCUGGAGGCAAAGGAGCCGCCAACCUCGCAGUCUGCCCCCUCCCCCUCCCCCCACUCCCCCCCAAGCCCCCUCUCUCCCCCCGCCCGCCGCUCGCCCCCAAACCCCCUCUCUCUCCCCGCCACCCCUCUCGGACCCACCCUUCUCGCCCUUCCCACUCUUCUCACUCUCAACCUUCCUCCCGGUUCCAGCUCCCACCAUCCCAACAGCCUCUUUCCCCCUCCGCCCGCUCCCAACAGCCCCCUUCUUCCCUCUCCUCGCCCACCCAUCCCAACUCCCCCCCACCGCAACAAUCACCCACUCACCCCUCUCACCUAUCUCCAACCAGCCCCCCCCAGCCAUCACCCACCAGCCCAUUACACCCAAGCCGCCCCCCACCGCCCAAUAGCCCUCCAAACUCCAAUCAAUCACCAUCAUCGGAUAAGCCAUUACCAUCCAGCCGUCCAUCCAGCGUUCCGGUGCAAUCUGGCCGUCCAUCGAGGCCGUUGCAUCGGCGCAUGCCGUCACUGCAGGAGCUGCAGAGCAAGCUGUGGGCCGUGCAGGCAGAGCUCAUGGACCUCCUCGAGUUGGAGGCUCAAUCCGCUGCCACCACUGUCGCCGCCGCUGCUUCUGCUGCCGCUGCCAACACUGUCGCCACCGCCGCCACCGCCGCCGCUGCCGCCGCUGGUGCUGCCAGUGCUUCUGCUGAUGGUGGUGGUGGUGGUGUGGCCAAAGCUGUGAAUACGGAUGGUGCCGGUACUGCAGCUGCUGGUGGUUAUCGAGAUGCACGCACCUUCCAGCAGCAAUUCCCCUCCUCCCUUCCCCCAGCAAAGCCCGCAAAGGAGGAGGCAAGGAGGCUGCGGCUGCUGGAGCUACAAGGGGAGCUGCGACUGGUGCAGGAGCAGCUGCAGAUGCUGCAGUCUCAGAGCAAGGGCAAGCGCCCGCACCCCUCCGAUCACCACCACCGGCAGCGGCCCCCGCCGUCCCGAUCCAUGCAGGCCUCUCGGGGCAAAGCGAGAGUCAGUGGCAACACUGGUGGGGACGGAGGAGGGUGUGGGGAAGGAGAGGAAGGGGGGCUUGAGGGCAGUGAGAGCAGUGGCGGGUCGUCGAGGCUGUUGCAGCGGCCAGUAGUGGCUUCCCCGCCAGUAGUGGCCACCCCUAGAAGAGCCAUGGUGCACCAGGAUGGAGACAGCCCCACUGCCAGACACCCACAUGGCCACACUGCUUCAGGUGGAUCCUCAGGAGAGUCACCUGAAGGAUCACCUGGUGCCCGUGGCUCAGGUGGUGGCAGCAGAGCAGGGAGCGGCAGGGCUGGUGGCAGCAGCAGCCGUUCCCCUGGAGGUGGUGGUAACAGCAGUGGUGGUGGUAGCGGUAGUGCUGGUGGUGGCAGUGCGGGUGGUCUUGCUGCGUCAUUGCUACAAGGAGGGAUUGGUAGAGCAGCAGGAGGAGGAGUGGUGAGAGAGGAGCCUCUGCGGUGCUGCCUAGCUUCCCUCUCCCUGCCCUGGGAGUCACUCGCCUUUGACCUCCUCUUCAAGGUACCAUCGCUUUGCCAUCUCCUUACCAUCUCCUUCACUCACUCACGAGGUCCCCUGAUGAGGUCUUGCUCUACAACUCCCUGCAAGUCGGCCAUGAAGUAUACGAAGUGGGAGACUCGGUAUUAUUGA